UGUUAGACAUAAACAUGGAAGGCGACGAUGAAGUAAACGUUUCGGCAAAUGGAGCUCGCUAUACGUUCUUUAAGAAGACAACAGAAGAAGAACAUGGAGUCGAGGUGGAAAAGACAUAUAUUCUCUCCGUCAACUUGUUUGGAAACAAAGAUGACGAUUGGGCGGACCGUCUGAACUACGUCGUGACGUUGUUCUUCAUCUGUGCAUUUGCAGCGUACACGACUUUCCUGCAAUACAUCAAACCGACACCCCCAAUCGACUGUUGGUGUCCAGCGGAAUUUACGGACACACACGUGGAAUACGUUCAAUAUCACUGCUGGAUUUCAAACACGUAUUAUGUUCCCCCUUCUGAGGCGUUAUCACAGAAUGAAGUAAUACGAAGGCGUUUUGUUGUAAAAUAUUACCAGUGGGGACCUGUUAUAUUGUUUUUUAUGGCACUCUUGUUUAAACUUCCAAAUAUUCUUUGGCGAUUAACUAACGUCUAUUCCGGUGUUAACGUUGGAUUCAUAGCACGCAAUGCCACCGAUUCACAGGAAAUGACGUGGGAUGAACGCCAAGAAGCCAUAAACAACCUUGCAUUUUACCUUCAUCGCUGGCUUCAUCUUUAUCGACCUUAUCAGAGAAACCUGUUUUCGAAAAUAAGGAACCUGAAUUGUGAUAAAAGAAGCGGGAACUAUCUCACUGCGCUUUACAUGGUUAUAAAAUGCAUAUACUGCAUAAAUGUGAUUGGACAAUUCUUUUUACUUGACGCGAUUCUGGGACAAAAUUUCUAUUUAACUCUAGGUUUGGAUUUCUUCCGGCGACCCCCUUCGGAAAUCAAUCAGUUAGGACUGAUAGAAUUUCCUCGUGUCACACUGUGCGACUUUAAAAUAAGACAAAUGUCAAAUAUACAAAGCUGGACUGUGCAGUGCGUGCUUCCAUUAAACAUGUUCUAUGAGGCCAUUUUCUUUUUCCUUUGGUACUGGUACUGUUUCGUUGCCAUGGUGACUUGUGCUAGUUUUCUUCUCUGGAUGUGGCGUGUCUUUUUCCCAAUAAACAGAAGAGUCUUCAUUGAGAAAUUACUCAACAUUCAUCCCGAAAGGAAAGAAGAAAAUCAAGAAAUAGACAAGAAAAAGUUUCACGAAUUUGUGACGGAUUUUCUGCGUCAAGAUGGUGCGUUUGUUCUUCGUAUGGUACAUCGAAAUACGAGUGACGUUUUUGCGACUGAUCUUGUUAAAAAAUUGUGGGAACAUUUCAUUAACAAUAAAACUUGACGUAUUUUUUUUCUAAUUAAUACAUUUAUAUAUCAUUACAAAGUUUUUACA
Messenger RNA from Saccostrea echinata, 1304 nucleotides. RefSeq names its product innexin unc-9-like. The record is from RefSeq and is a predicted model, not a curated record. The transcript has a single exon. Lineage: Eukaryota; Metazoa; Mollusca; Bivalvia; Ostreida; Ostreidae. The coding region runs from base 15 to 1253 and encodes 412 amino acids.